GCCACAGGUAACGCGCCGGAGCCCGACCGCAGCCUGGCGGGCGGGAGGCUGGAGGCGCGGCGGGGGCGGCGCCGAGGCCAAGGGGCCGCCGGAGCCUGCGGGAUCCCGUCCCCCUCGCCUCCCGUCGCCCCCCACCCUGUCGCCGGCAUCGGUCCCUGCGGCGCGGACGUCCGGCGCUGGAGAGAAAGGUCCCGAAGAUGGCAUGGUCAUAAAAGCACCUUCCGAUGAUUGUGAGCAUCUUCACCCGCGGGUGCCAGCCCAGGCCAUUGGCUUCGUGUUGAGCUGAAGGAACUUGUCUACUGCUUUCCCAAAACCCUCUUUCUCUCCUAAUUCAUGAGCCAGCAGGAUGCGGUCGCUGCGCUUUCUGAACGCCUUCUCAUAGCUGCGUACAAAGGCCAAACAGAGAAUGUGGUUCAGCUCAUCAACAAGGGCGCCAAGGUAGCAGUUACCAAGCAUGGCCGGACCCCCCUGCAUCUUGCUGCCAAUAAGGGCCAUCUUUCUGUGGUCCAGAUCUUGCUGAAGGCUGGCUGUGACCUCGAUGUCCAAGAUGAUGGAGACCAGACUGCCUUGCACCGAGCCACGGUGGUGGGGAAUACGGAGAUCAUCGCGGCGCUCAUCCAGGAGGGCUGUGCCCUGGACAGACAGGACAAGGACGGGAAUACGGCCCUGCAUGAAGCAUCCUGGCACGGUUUCAGCCAGUCAGUCAAGCUGCUUGUUAAAGCGGGAGCCAACGUGCUUGCCAGGAACAAGGCGGGGAACACAGCUCUGCACCUGGCCUGCCAGAACAGCCACUCCCAGAGCACGCGCGUCCUCCUGCUCGGCGGGUCCCGUGCCGACCUCAAAAAUAAUGCAGGCGACACCUGUUUGCACGUGGCUGCGCGCUAUAAUCACUUGUCCAUCAUUAGGCUGCUCCUCAGUGCUUUCUGUUCUGUCCAUGAAAAGAACCAGGCUGGAGACACAGCACUUCAUAUUGCUGCUGCCCUAAAUCACAAGAAGGUGGUUAAAAUCUUACUGGAAGCUGGAGCAGAUGGGACCAUUGUUAAUAAUGCAGGCCAGACUCCGCUGGAGACUGCCCGCUACCACAAUAACCCAGAAGUCGCUCUUCUCCUCACUAAAGCUCCCCAGGUCUUGCGCUUCAGUCGUGGGCGAAGCCUGCGGAAAAAGAGAGAGAGGCUCAAGGAAGAGAGGAGAGCCCAGUCUGUGCCGAGAGAUGAGGUGGCACAGAGCAAGGGCAGUGUCUCAGCGGGAGACACCCCCAGCAGUGAGCAGGCUGUGCUCAGAAAAGAGGAGACCAGAGAAGAUUAUCUGUCAGCCUCCCCAGAGCCCAAAGCAAAGGAUGACAGGAGGAGAAAGUCAAGGCCCAAGGUGUCAGCAUUUUCUGACCCCACCCCACCAGCAGACCAACAGCCUGGACACCAGAAGAACUUGCACGCUCAUAAUCACCCUAAAAAGAGGAGCAGGCAUCGGUGUUCAUCCCCGCCCCCACCCCAUGAGUUCAGAGCCUACCAGCUCUACACGCUGUACCGGGGCAAGGACGGGAAGGUGAUGCAGGCCCCAAUCAAUGGCUGUAGAUGUGAACCUCUGAUCAAUAAGCUGGAGAACCAGCUGGAGGCCACUGUGGAGGAGAUAAAAGCAGAGCUGGGGGCGGUUCAGGAUAAAAUGAAUACAAAGCUGGGGCACAUGGAGAACAAGACCCAGCACCAAAUGCGAGUCCUGGACAAGCUGAUGGUUGAGCGGCUCUCUGCAGAGAGGACGGAGUGCCUGAACCGCCUGCAGCAGCACUCAGACCUGGAGAAGCACGAGGGAGAGAAACGACAGAUGUCCUUGGUGGAUGAAUUAAAAACCUGGUGCAUGUUAAAGAUUCAGAAUCUGGAGCUGAAGCUUUCUGGAGAUUCUAGGGCCUCCAGGGCUAAAUCCACACCAUCUACUUGCGAGUCCUCUACAGGUGUGGAUCAGUCGGUGGUGACUGCGGGCCCAGCGGCGGCCUCUGACAGCUCUCCUCAGGUGGUUCGGCCCAAGGAGAAGGCUGUCACCACCACCGCUACCCACAGACUCCAGCAGGAGCUGUCUUCCUCCGACUGCACAGGCUCCCGUCUGAGGAACGUCAAGGUCCAGACAGCCUCGCUACCCUUGAACGAGGCAGCCAAGUGUGAUCCGGCUGGGCCCUGCGUCAACAGAGGCACCCAAACUAAGAAGUCCGGGAAGAGUGGGCAGACGAGGCGGCGAGCCCAGCAGCCAGCAGCCAGCAGCGCCUGUGGGCAGCCGCCAGCAGCAGCGGGCAGUGAGCAGACUGCCCCUCACACUCGAGACUCCUCCCAAGCUCUGGAGCUUACCCAGUAUUUUUUUGAGGCUGUUUCUACCCAGAUGGAAAAGUGGUACGAAAGGAAGAUUGAGGAAGCACGAAGCCAAGCCAGUCAGAAAGCCCAGCAAGACAAGGCUACACUGAAGGAACACAUUAAAAGUUUAGAAGAGGAACUUGCUAAACUGAGGACUAGGGUGCAGAAGGAAAAUUAGCACUGGAAAGUGGAAGAAAGGAUUCUUGAGGAUUUCUGAUUUUGCAACUGUAGAAUAGUAUGCCCACGGAGUCAAUUAUUGUGUACAUAGCAGACUUGCCUAUAAAAAAAUGGCUAAUUUCUCAAAUGUGCCAGAUACGUUCUUCCUAAGCCCUGAAGUUAUGAAGACUUCAACGGUUAACUAGAACCAGGGGAAGCUUGCUUAGUUUCAGGUUUCAUUACAAACACUAAACUUCAGUCCAGGUUCAUCUGAAGUUCAAAAGCUCAGAUUAAGCAAACCGCUCUAAGAAACUUAGUAAUGUGUAAGCCUAAACCCCAAAAUUCAGGAUGUAUGAAAUAAUAUAAGUCAAAAGUAAGAAAAAAAUCAACCCUUUGUGAACUGCAGUAGUCAUUCAUAUAAAUGUGAACACACCUGCUGUGCCUAGACAAGAGUCUUUGUGUAAGAGAGCCGCUAACUCGGAGAUGUGCUAAACCCUCUUUCUCAAGUUC
Lemur catta (Ring-tailed lemur) is the source of this 3002-nucleotide messenger RNA. It is a transcript of the gene ANKRD6, whose product is annotated as ankyrin repeat domain 6. NCBI's taxonomy places the organism in Eukaryota, Metazoa, Chordata, Mammalia, Primates, Lemuridae. Gene Ontology annotation, cellular component: nucleus; cytoplasm. Gene Ontology annotation, molecular function: protein binding. The record is from RefSeq and is a predicted model, not a curated record. Bases 334 to 2514 code for a protein of 726 amino acids. The transcript has 16 exons.